GAAAUAGGGCGUGUCUAGGAAGAGAAGCCAUAGUACUUCAGCAGCGCUGGGGCAUCUCCCUCCGCUGCAGCUGCGCCGGCAGAGAUGGUUGUACUCCUGAUCCUGUUCUUCCUUCUUCCCUUUCUCCUGUACGUGGCUGCGCCCCAAAUCAGGAAAAUGCUGUCUAGUGGGGUGUGCACAUCUACUGUCCAGCUUCCUGGGAAGGUAGCUGUAGUCACUGGAGCUAACACAGGCAUUGGGAAGGAAACAGCCAAAGAGCUGGCUCAAAGAGGAGCUCGUGUGUAUUUAGCUUGCCGGGAUGUGCAAAAGGGGGAAUUGGUGGCCAGUGAGAUCCAAGCCAUGACAGGGAACCAAGAGGUGUUGGUGCGGAAACUGGACCUGUCUGAUACAAAGUCUAUUCGAGCCUUUGCUAAGGACUUCUUAGCACAGGAAAAGCACCUCCACAUUUUGAUCAACAAUGCAGGAGUGAUGAUGUGUCCCUACUCUAAGACAGCAGAUGGCUUUGAGAUGCACAUGGGAGUCAACCACUUGGGUCACUUUCUCCUGACCCAUCUGCUCCUAGAGAGACUGAAGGAAUCAGCCCCAUCAAGGGUAGUAAAUGUGUCUUCCUUGGCACAUCACCUGGGAAGAAUCCACUUCCAUAACCUGCAGGGCGAGAAAUUCUACAAUGCAGCUCUAGCCUAUUGUCACAGCAAGUUAGCCAACAUUCUUUUCACCCAGGAACUGGCCAGGAGACUGAAAGGCUCUGGCGUUACCACAUAUUCUGUACAUCCUGGCACCGUCAAAUCAGAAUUGGUUCGGCACUCAUCUUUCAUGAGGUGGAUGUGGUGGCUUUUCUCCUUCUUCAUCAAGACUCCUCAGCAGGGAGCCCAGACCAGCCUGUACUGUGCCAUAACAGAAGGUCUUGAGACUCUAAGUGGGAAUCACUUCAGCGACUGCCAUGUGGCAUGGGUCUCAGCCCAGGCUCGUAAUGAGACUAUAGCAAGAAGGCUAUGGGAUGUCAGCUGUGACCUACUGGGGCUCCCAAUGGAUUGACUGGUGGUAGCUGGACCCCAAAGAAGACUGCAGCAGAAGAUAGAGCUCCCUGCCAAAAUGAUUCUCCUUCAAGGUGGCCAAAACCUUAAGCACAAAAAGAGCAAAACUUUCUGGCCUAGCCUAUGUGGUGUCCAGUUAAUUCCAGCACACUGCCAGACUCAUGUUAACACCUUGCAUUUGUCCAGACUUCCUUUGUUCUUGUUACUGCUAGAGUUUCUAGCAAUAUCAUUGGAUAAGAUAACCCUUAUAUGACCUGCACAGCUUAUAUUUUCCUUCUGAAAUUUACUACUACUUAAGAGAAUCUAAGCUCUGGCAGGGCUGACGUGUGAAAACAUGGACUAAGCUACUUUCUUUGUUCACAGUGUAGUUCCUGCCAACCAACCAGCCUUUACUUCAAGGGGGGCACAUUGCAACUUCCCCUGAACCCCAUGAGUCACAGUGUCAAGAGCAGGGCUUCAUUGCACCAACACUGGAAUUCUUUCAGGAAAUCCUUCACUGAAUCUGGAUUACGGCCUGGCCUUAUCUCUAACAACCUCAUGCCACUGCUGUUAAGACAUUUACCCAAGUCUAAACCACUUCUAAGAAGUUUGUGGGGUUUGGGGGGAGGGCAGAAAUUAAAAAAAAAAAAAAAAAAAAUCAAGAUCUGUCAGUUUCCUACCAUUUCUCAGACCAGUAAAGGGAUAGCAAAAAUAGCGUUAUAAAAAAAAAAACAGGCCACUUGGCUUUACUGACCCCAGUCCCAUGGAGGCCACCUUUUUGUGCCUUGAAACCAGA
This is a messenger RNA of Sciurus carolinensis (gray squirrel), 1809 nucleotides long. RefSeq names its product retinol dehydrogenase 11 (gene Rdh11). The coding region runs from base 85 to 1035 and encodes 316 amino acids. NCBI's taxonomy places the organism in Eukaryota, Metazoa, Chordata, Mammalia, Rodentia, Sciuridae. The record is from RefSeq and is a predicted model, not a curated record. The transcript has 7 exons.